Messenger RNA from Aspergillus lentulus, 1851 nucleotides. Lineage: Eukaryota; Fungi; Ascomycota; Eurotiomycetes; Eurotiales; Aspergillaceae. The record is from RefSeq and is a predicted model, not a curated record.
AUGGAUGAAUAUACGCAGACUGGCCAGGCAACCGAGCGGAUCCUUGAUGACCUCGAAAACCCCUUGGCACGGGUCCCAAAGGACAGACUGCUUCGAGAAGUGGAGGAGUACGCUCAAUCGUACGACUUGAAUGACAUCCUUCCUGAGCUGAAGAAGGGCGCAUUGGCCGCCCAGAGGCCAGGCGAUUUCGACAAUAUCGAGGAGCUUACCGCCGAGGAGCGUCAGUGCCUACGGGAGGAAGUGACCCAUCGCUGGAAGCACCCCUGGGCUCUGUAUUAUACUGUUGUGCUCAAUUCCAUUGCCGCAGCCAUCCAAGGAUGGGAUCAAACCGGUUCCAACGGUGCCAACCUCACCUUCGCGCAGCAGUUCGGCAUUCCUCAAGAUGGCUGCUUGACUCAAGCAGAGUGCACUCGUAAUCAGUGGAUCGUGGGAGUGAUCAACGCCAUGCCUUACAUUACCAUCGCGCUCUUUGCUGGCUGGAUAUCCGACCCUCUCAACCACUGGCUGGGCCGCAAGGCUGUCAUUGCAAUUGCCGCCGUGUUCAGUUUGGUUGCCCCCAUAGCAUGCGCAUUUACUCAGAACUGGCACCAACUCCUGGGCUGUCGUAUACUGUUGGGAAUUGGUAUGGGCUUGAAGGAGGUCACUGUCCCUGUUUAUUCCGCGGAGAACGUACCCACUAGCAUCCGUGGAGGCUUGGUCAUGUCCUGGCAAGUCUGGACUGCAUUUGGCAUCUUCCUCGGAACUUGUGCGAAUCUUGUUGUGGUUAACACUGGCCACAUUGCCUGGAGGCUACAGCUUGGUUCAGCUUUCAUUCCCGCUGUUCCUCUCCUGUUGGGAAUUUGGUUCUGCCCUGAGUCUCCCCGUUGGCUGUUGUCAAAGGAAAACCCACGCAAGGCAUAUGAAUCUUUACUCCGACUGAGAAACAGUCCAUUGCAAGCAUCUCGCGAUCUCUACUAUAUCCAUGCGCAAAUCAAAAUGGAAGCUCGCCUCCUCCGGGAAUCUGAAUUCACAAAGGGCGGCAAUACCCUUGCACGAGCCCUGGAAUUAUUCACGGUCCCUCGAAUUCGCCGGGCUACACAGGCUUCUGGCAUUGUCAUGAUUGCGCAGCAAAUGUGUGGAAUCAAUAUCAUCGCGUUCUACUCAUCCACAAUCUUUGAGCAAGCCGGCGCCACGAACAUCCAGGCCCUGCUGGCUUCCUUCGGCUUUGGCUUGGUGAACUUCCUCUUCGCCUGGCCAGCUGUCUGGACCAUCGACACGUUUGGUCGUCGUUGGCUCUUGCUCGCCACCUUCCCCAAUAUGUGCUGGACCCUGCUCGCUGCCGGAUUCUGUUUCUGGAUUCCCACGAGUAGUAGCGCCCAUCUAGGUCUGAUCGCCCUGUUCAUUUACCUGUUCAAUAUCUUCUACUCCCCCGGAGAAGGGCCCGUCCCCUUCACCUACUCAGCCGAGGUCUUCCCUCUGACUCACCGCGAGAUUGGCAUGGCGUGGGCAGUGGCGACCAACAAUUUCUGGGCAGCCGUGCUGUCUCUGACGUUUCCGUACAUGCUGCGUGACUUCAAGCCACAAGGAGCUUUUAGUUUCUACGCAGGAUUGAAUAUUCUUGCUCUGCUUCUCAUCUUCUUCUUCUUGCCAGAGACAAAGCAGCGCUCUUUGGAGGAACUCGACCGGGUUUUCAGCAUCUCGACCCGUGCUCAUGCCAAAUACCAGUUGACCGAAGUGUUGCCGUGGUGGAUUCGGCGAUAUUUAUUCGGGCGCAAGGAUGCAGUCGUUCGUGACAUUUAUGGCCACCUCUCUCCUGACCCCGUUCUGAUUUUGGAGAAGCCCGAAAAGGAGGAGCACCUUGAAUCGGUAUGA